AUGGCUGCGGAAGAUUGGGGUGCUCUUGGGGUUGCGCUCGAUUUUCCGGUGACGACGGUGUACCACAUGUCAGACCUGCGCCCAUCGGUCGCCCUAUUAAGAUUAGCCAGGUGCUCAAGCGGCCCGUGCACAAACAACGACCAACUCGACCUGCGCAUGGACAAGCUUACCGGCUGUCCCGACGAGGCUGUGCUCGCGAUUGCCGAGACCGCCGCGCUUGCGCACUGGAAGAAAUCAUCGGGCCCCGGCGCUGACGAGCACACGCGGCAUACGGUCGCCAUGAUGCCCACCCAGGUGAGCACCGCCCCGUCCGCGCUCGCUUGA
Phanerochaete carnosa HHB-10118-sp is the source of this 324-nucleotide messenger RNA. RefSeq lists its product as uncharacterized. NCBI's taxonomy places the organism in Eukaryota, Fungi, Basidiomycota, Agaricomycetes, Polyporales, Phanerochaetaceae. Bases 1 to 324 code for a protein of 107 amino acids. The record is from RefSeq and is a predicted model, not a curated record. The transcript has 3 exons.